AUGUCUACCCAAGGCCUCAUCGCCGCCGCCCAGGGCCGCCGUACCAUCUACCAGCUUGGCAAGACCAGCCCUGUUGACGAUGCCAAGAUCGAGGAGCUCGUUAACACUGCCAUCCUGAACGUCCCCAGCUCGUUCAACACCCAGUCCACCCGUCUCGUUGUCUUGCUGCGUGAAGAGCACGAGGCUUUCUGGCAGUUGGCUCUGGACACCUUCCCUGAGGGCUUCCACGGCAAGCUGAACGGCUUCAAGGCUGCUUUCGGCACUGUCCUCUUCUUCGAGGACCCUGCCCACAUCAAGGGCUUCCAAGACAAGUUCCCCGCUUUCGCCGACUCAUUCCCCAUCUGGGCCGACCACUCUAACGCCAUGCACCAGUACUUCCUCUGGUCUGGCCUCGAGUCCCUCGGCUUCGGCGCAAACCUGCAGCACUACAACAGCACCAACGGCUUCGCUGAGAAGUGGUCUAUCCCCGCUGACUGGCGUCUCAUUGCCCAGCUUGUCUUCGGUAACCCCGAGGGCGCUGCUGGUGAGAAGACCCAGAAGCCUGUCGAGGAGCGUGUCAAGUUCUACGGCAAGCAGUAA
Molecule: messenger RNA, 579 nt
Organism: Penicillium taxi
Lineage: Eukaryota; Fungi; Ascomycota; Eurotiomycetes; Eurotiales; Aspergillaceae
Exons: 3
Coding region: 1-579 (192 amino acids)
Biological process (GO): cellular response to oxidative stress
Source: RefSeq, a predicted model, not a curated record